AUGCUCCUGUUUGAGCUGCUGACUGGCCAGAGACCGUUCGAAUCACUCACCACUACUCAGGAACUCAACAAAGCUGUCUCCCAGGGCGACCGCCCGCUGGUUGCCGAGGGCAACCUAGACCCGGCGUUCCCUGGAAUGCUGGACCUGAUGUAUGACUGUUGGAAACAGUCUGCGAUGGAGAGACCCAGCGCCUCCGAGGUGGUUCUGAGAGUGUGUGAGCCGGGCUUCGUGUGUCGUAAGCACACCAUCACCAAAAGUAAGGACCACCCUCUCCAGAAGAUUGAUACCAUAUACGCCAGACCCAUCUUUGCCGACGAUUUGAAAAAGAGCUACCAGGUCUGGACCUGGGCUCGUCAGGACACUGAGAGGAAUUUCAGCAUCAUUGACGCGAGGAAGGGAGUGUACAAUCUUCCGGAGAAGAGUGCUCCAGGUGGGCGGGUGUACGCCAUGACGGCCACUGGAGAGGUCGAGAAGAGGAUUUGGAUCGGGACUUCGGACUGUGAGAUACAAGUGUACGGAUAUCGCAAUGUGGGAGACCCUCAGUGCCUCUGGACGUUCCUCAUGAAGGACUCUGUUCUCUCACUCAGUACUCAGCUGGAAGGAGGCAGGGUGAAGAGGGUGUUUGCAUCUCUGGCCAACGGUACCCUGUGUGUGUUCUCACGAACCAGCACCAGUCUAGACCCCGCCGCGGCAACCGUUCCCGUCGGCGACGCCAAACUCAUCCCCGAGGCCUGCACCAUCAAAUGCGAAGACGAGAAGUACAAACAGGAGGCAGAGGAUUGGGCUGACCCUCUCGUUUUGAAGCUUGACGAGCGAAACAAGUCGGCCAAGUGCAUGGUGUUUGUUGGUCGCGACAAGCUGUGGUGUGGCUGUGGAAACACCAUUACCGUCGUCGACAUCGUAAACAUGAUGGUAGAUCAUAACAUCCCAGUGUUCGUAAAGAGGAUGGCCCUGGUGAACGAGCUCGUUUCGAACGGAAUCAAGGUGUGGGGGGUCGGGCGGCAGCUGUCGUGUGUGAUGGAGUGGGACGUUGCCUCGUACAAGUUACUCCACGUUUUCAACUGCAGUGAGAUUGACCAAACUGGGACCAACGUACGGGCUGACCCCUCCCUGAUUGAAGACCUUAUUGACCCCACUCGCUCCACUGAUAAACCAACCGCUAACCCCUCCGCCUCUGUCGUGCCCGAAGUAAAAAUUGAGGAAACAGUGGAGGAAUCUUUCAACGUUCAUAAUGACCCUACCCCCACGUCGAGCCACGCCCCCUUUUCCACAAUGAGGACUCGACAGACGCUGCGAGUGGUGAAGUCUCGGCCUCGGAGAGCGGCGAUGACGAGCCAGCAGCCGUCUGCGUCGCCCAAAGCAGCAAGUCGCUCGCGUCUCCUCACAGCCAGGAACAGGGUCCUCCGUAAACAGCAGGGGUCGACUCGCACCACCUCUCUGGUUGUGGUUGAUAAGACACUGUGGGUGGGAAGAGGGAUGGGCGACGUUCUAGUCAUCGAUAUCACUGAGAACGAAGCGUCUCACGGUACGGUUCUGGCCAGGUUGACAGUUGAAGACAGCGAGAAAUACGGAAAUCGAUCUCAUCACAAGCUGCAGUGCGUUGCUGGAGAGUAUGUGGUGUCUUCGCAGUGGCUUGAACCAAUCGACUUGCGCCGCGGUAGCAACGCGCCACCUGCAGGAGAAGGAGGAGGGUUGCUAGGGCAACUGUCAGACACGCCCCUCGUAACACACCAGGCCAUCACCAUCUGGGAGGCGUGGAACCAGGAUGACAUCAGGCAGGUGACCAGGCGACGCGAUUCCAUUCUGGCCCAGGAAAUGAGGGAAGAGGAAUCAGACGGUGUGUGA
This is a messenger RNA of Geodia barretti, 1845 nucleotides long. The record is from the annotation of a GenBank genome assembly. NCBI's taxonomy places the organism in Eukaryota, Metazoa, Porifera, Demospongiae, Tetractinellida, Geodiidae.